CGGGUAGAAGCAUAUUUUAUUGGCAAAUGACGCGCAAAGUCUGAUCAAAAGAGCUAAUGUUGCCUCGAGACUACUUAACUAUAAGUGACCUUUCUGGCACGUGCCGUUCGGAGAAGCGCAGGAGUUAGGAGAUGAUUCGGGGACAAGGUUCGGGAAAGAGUCGGAUACUGCUAUUAUGUACAUCUCAUUGAUGGAUCUCGAUUGGAGUUAAAGGAGGAGAUUCUCUCACUCUGGUAAGAUCUAAGGAACCUUGAUCUUGGGAAACCAAGUGCCCUCCAGCUUGACCACUCACCACCGAUCUCACGCGGUGCCUCUCGCCGUACAUGCGUCGUCACUCUUGAACGAAGGCCCCCGCUUCUUGACGCCUUCGAGCAACCGCAGCCUUGAUUUUGAACUGAAGGUGUACCAUAUAGACCAUCUGGCCGCAAUAUGAUCAUCGCACGUCGAUUCUCCAUCACCAAUUUCGCAAUUGCGACCUCAGCGCUCUGCUUCCAAGUCUUUGUGCUAUACCCUUGGCACCAGAAGCUCGAAGACGAGUUCAAGGAUCUGAGACGUGAAUAUCUUGAAAAGAUACGCGAGAACGAACAGGCUCGGAUAAGGGAAUUGAAGGCAAUACGGGAUCUUCUCGGCAAAGCGCCUGAAUUAUAGAGCUUAGAAUCCAGCUAGAAGCAGACAGAUUAGAAGACAUAGAUAGGCGUCCUAAGACUACGGGAGCGUUCUACUAAGAUAACUAGAGCCGUUUUGUCCUGACUUUGUGAGUGUGAAGUAGCAAUGGUAUCACCUGCACAGAAUAGGCAGAGUGGCUGCACUUCUUCGCCUCGCUUGAGGAUGCAAAUGGACAAGAUUUGCGACGCACUCAGAUCUAAAUAUGCCAGAAUAGCAAUUUGAAAGGCAGUUCCAAAAAA
Molecule: messenger RNA, 905 nt
Organism: Verruconis gallopava
Lineage: Eukaryota; Fungi; Ascomycota; Dothideomycetes; Venturiales; Sympoventuriaceae
Exons: 2
Coding region: 430-648 (72 amino acids)
Source: RefSeq, a predicted model, not a curated record